GCUCUCGAAAUAACACGUGAUCUAUGACGUAGUUCAGUGGUACGCUUCCGCACUGAGCUGAUGGGACUUUCCAACAGCUGAGCAGGCUUCGCUAGCUACGGCUAGCACUUGUCAAAGCUUGCUGCUCGCUCGGGACAAUCACACCAUUGGGACGUUUGUCUUGAUGAGACUUGGAAUCACUACACACGUGGCGUCCAACAGAUGGACAUCAACGUUUCUUUAACAGGCAGUGAAGCAAAAGUUCUGACCUCAUCUAAAACAACAUUGGCUUGUGUCUCAGGUCAGGCUUGGAGCCAUGAUUGGAGAUGUUCGUAAUAAGACAUCGGUGCAGCCCGCAGCUGAGCUACUACAAUUGAAAGCGCCAUCUCUUGUGUCGAUGAUGUGCUGCUGAGUCUUGUUUCUCCGCUACUCCCCCCACCACGUUAUCAUCACUGAGUGCGUGCUGCUGCGCCAAAAUGAUGCUUCAGUGUGACAUCCUUGUGCAGAUUAUGCAAAGGGAGUGAUGCACCCUCCAAAAAGCAAACCAGCUGACUGCUAGUCUGCUGCAUAUAAUGGAUGCAAAGUUAAAGGAAGACCUGUUCCGGCGAUAUGUGGGGGCACUGGAGAGGCGCCUUCAAGAUGGAGGGGAAAAAUAUGGGAUGGCAAACUCGCAUGAAGGGGACAACGGUAGGCACAAGGACAGCGAGGCCCUACUUUCCACAGCCACGGCGCUCCUCGGGGCCUACCAGCCAGAUCCAGCACAGCGUUUCCGCAUGGUGCGCUUUUAUGAAGUGGUUGAGGGUUCACUUCGCUGCCAAAGAGGAGGCAACCUUAGGAGCCUGGAGAGAGCUUUCCACACUUUGGAAACCAUAUGCACCAACCUCUUACUCUUCCCCUGGAAGAAAGAGUUCAGAUGCAUUAAGACUUUCACUGGCCCGUAUGUGUACCAUCUGAAGUCCGCCAUCUCCGAUGCAGAGCUUCGAUCGCUGAUGCGCACAAUCGGCUACAUCUGUGACCACGACUCGCAGUUUUACUUCCAGGAGCAUCCGGGAGGCUCGGCUCAUCUCCGCCAGUUGGCUUUCGAGCUGUUCCUGGCCCAGGCGGAGUGUCGUCUUCUGGGAGAGGUCGUGGCUCUGGCCCGCGGUUCCGCUUCGGAGUUGGAAGCCCUGGAACUCCGCAAGGGCUGCAGGGACGACGCAGCCGGCUGCGCCGAGGCCCUCCGCAGACGUGAUAGCCUUGGGGCGGAUAUGGCCCGCCUGUCCGUGCAGCCUCUCGAUAUCGAGAGACCUCACGCUCACCACCUGAGGCGAGGUAGCCGGCCGUCCAAGUCGGUCGACGUGACAGAUGGGGCAGGUCACUGGCACGCAGCGGUCAGCAAACCGAUCCUGAAAGCCUCAUUGAGUCUGAGGAAGGAGCCUCUAUUCGUGGACACUGAGGAGGAUAUGAAGGAUGAGAUCAUCAGGCCCAACACCUCUGUAUCUCUGUUUUCCGUGGCGGCGCCUCCUUCCUAUAGCCCCAUUGCCGAUUUCUUCCCCACCCAGUCACCUUCGCAGGCCGAUGCUUACACAUCUUACCACCUUUCGUCGCUGGAUGAAAUUGACUUGUACACCGAGAGAGGCGGUGGCACCGGCGGGAGGCAAACGCCCUCGCGGCCUCCUUCCAGAGAGCCGAGAGACGCGCGAGACGGCUGGCUGCUCAAGUCCCACGCCAAUGUGAAGUGUCAGGGCUGUGGUCUGGGCUGCUCCACGAUGGCCUCCUGCCAGAGGUGCGACAUGAUCCUGUGCGCUGCGUGUCAUGACGUCGAACCCUCGCCAUGCUGUAGCCUGCAGGAGUACCACCCCAAAGCCACGCGGCCAAUUGACGGCUACAUUCCCGUCAAGGAGAAACUCUCGGUCUACUCAAACACGCACUCCCACUCGCAUCUCCACCCACACCCUCUUGCACUGACCCACUCACACACUCACUCCCACCCUCACCCCCACAUGGUGGACAAACCUUUGUUGUCCACCAAGCUGUUCCCAAGCAAGUCCGUUGCCUUGACGACACCGAAAGGAGGCAGCGGCGAGCGCAUAAGCAUAGGAGGAUCGCGAUGCGGCUUUUGCAACAAGCCCGGCGCAUCCCACACCUGCGUCAACUGCUCCAAGGUGUCAUGUGACACCUGCAUGAGCUUGUAUGGCAAGGACAUGUGCACGCGGAAAAAUCCCCAGCACAUGUUUGUGCCCAACCAUCAGCUCAACUUCAAAUCCGUCACCAUAUCGCACACGGUGUACCGGUGAUCCAGGUCAAAUGAGACUUUUGCCUCUCCUCUUUUGUCCCCACCUAUUAAAUGGCAGCACCGCCGCGCACUGUGGCUUAAGCGCCGUUGCCCAUUUUUGAACUCGGAAUAGUAAAAGUUCCCUCACUGUUGAUAGGGCCACAUUGUCCGCUUUAAGUUUCCACCUUAAAUCUAAUCUCCUCCAUUUUGCCUUGCUACCUGCUCUUGACUCGUCAUGUGAUAAUGUAGUGCUUCGCCGGUUCCUCCACCUUUGUCCCCUAAAAGGAAAAUCUGGAGUUAAAAAGUUGAAUUACUUCUCAUUUAAAAUGAAGUCCACAAUAUUUACUUGUUAGCUAAAAAAAAAAAAUAUAUAUAUAUUAUAUAGUAAAUAUAUAGAGAAUAUAUUGUGCUGCGUGUGUGUGUGUGUGUGCUGAAAAUACCUCCUGAUCUUGCAGCAUGAAAAAAGACUUUGUUUAAAACUUGAAAAGUAGUGACAAAAGACACUGGAAAUUAGCAACAUAAAAAUAUAUAUUUUUAAAUCUCAAUUCUGUAGAACAAUGUGAGACUUUAAAAUAUAUUUAAAAAAAAAAUAAAAAUCUGCCACUAAGGCAAGGUGGGAAGUACUGUAUCUCAAAAGGACUCAUUGAGACGAUGAUCAGAUGCCAUAUUCUAUUUACAAAGUCAUGCCUUGUAAAUGACCCCUGCCACAUCUCUCCAUGGUUUCCAGCUGGCUGAUGUUUUGAUGCUGCUGUUGACAUAGUGGGAUGUGUUGACCCAUUUGUAGUGAAUUCUAGCCGUGUUUCCAAUCUCAGAACCUCUGUGGUCCAGGAUAAUGCAGCCCCCCCCUCACUAAAUCAGAGGUUCCUUGUCAAGUCUCAGGUGGAGUCACAGCAAGUGUCUGGGCCACAAAUCAAUUGCAUGCAGAUUCUUUUCAAGCGUAUGAACCUUGUUGUUUUAAAGAGUAUAUAAUGUGAAAGUUUUCUGUCAUGCUUUCUGUCUACCUCAAAGCACUCCAGCCAGUGUGACUUUACAGAGUUUUAACCUCCUGAAAUGAUGAUGUAGUAUUUGUUGUACUUCCCCACAUAUCCCAAGUAAACUUGUCGAAUGGGAGAUAAUUAAAAACAGCAGCAUUUUUCAUUCCGAUCCAACGUUCUUCUUGUAUCCGGUCACAGUUGAAGUAAUGCAUGCGAAUAAGCGCCUGUAAAUGUAUUGCAGUCUAAUGCUGCAGAGGCUUUGCGUUGCUUCCGAUGGAUGUCACGUGGUUGAACGUUGAAGGCUCAUGGUUUUUGGUGGAUAGUCAUAUCCAUUAUAGCUCAGAACAUUGUGCGCUCGAGAACAGGUCACCACUGGCGCCACAUUUAGUUAGAUGCGACUUAAAUGGUCCAGUGCAUGCUUUUUUUUUUUUUUUUAACUGAGGUAACUUGGAGGACACAAACUGUUUUAUCAAAUGCAAAUCUGCAGAGGAGACCAUCACAUGUAGGAACUUUUAGUUUUAAAAAAGAAAUCUGUAUUAUUGAUGUGCCACCGGCUAACACUACAUAUUAACACACUUAACACUACACUGGAAAAGAAAAUGUCAAUUGUGGGACAUGUGGGGUUUGUUUACAGAUCAUGGUGAAGGAAACUCCACGAUGGCAUCAUUUAGUCCAUGUGGGGUUUUAGUCCUGCAGAGUCUGUGCUGCUGAGAUGGCGGCAUACGCCCAUACUAAUGUGAAAUCUAAUUUUUUUUCUAUGCUGGUUACUUAGUCCAUAGAAAGAAAAAAAAAACAAUUAGCCACUAUUAACAGGCAGGAAUCUUCGCACAUUCUACCUGCCAUUGCAAAUGUAAGACGCACCAGCUUGUUUGUUGCUGCAUGUUAUACACCGCACACCAAGACCAUCAAUUAUGAACCUGCAAAGUAACUCAUGCGCAAAGUGGCGAGGGAUUGCUGUACAUUUAGGUUUUUCCACAUUUAAUGAAGUGUUUUCCAUAUUGUUUGUUUUUGUCAUUAUGUUGUCAUUGCCUUAACAUUCAUAUCUGCCAUUCGCGUGUACUAAUUACUGUCUGUUGCGUACUGCGACGGACGAAAACGCCCGCAAGUGUGAAUUCAUCAGCAAGGUGUUUACGAGAAGGCUCUCGGUGAUCGCUCACUCUUGAUGUUGCUAAGUAAUAAGUCAGGUGUGAUUUAUGAAGUCUUUGUUUACCCAAAGAUCAGAGUUUGCUGUUAGGUCAUGUUUGAUUGGACACACUUUUUUUUUUGUUUUUGUUUUUUUACUUCUUCCUUUCAAAAACUUCUCUCUUCUGUCACUUUUCCUAUAAAAAAUAACUUAUAGGAGAUGUUCUGCCUCUUCUGGUGUCUUUUGAAAUUUAUUUGAGAACAAAACUCCAGUGAUCAUCAGCUGAGUCAAACUUGUGUAUCACUGUCUCCAGUGACCUUGGGAGAUGUGCAAUCAUUUUUUUUUCAUCUAACACAGACUUUUAAGUUCUUUACAUAUUUAUGGAUAUAUAUACACACACACGUGCAUAUUUUGUGUCCAUCUCUUGUCAUUGUGAGUCAUACCAGCAGCAGAGGUGACUUUUAGAAGUAUCAUUGCAAACAUGAUAUUGCCAAACGAAGAACAAACGAUAAAAGGAUCCAAUCCUGCGGUCUGCCCUGGAUGUUUUGUCAUUGCUCCAUUCACUAGAUGAUAUUGUUUUGUUAAAUUAUAGACUUGUCUGCAGACCUUAAAAACAUUUUCAUUGAGAACCAAUCAAUUUUCGCAAGCGCUCCCAUUCUGAACAGCAAGACUGAUCAUUUAGGUCACUAAAGGGCUAAACAGUUUUCAAGGUUGCUGCUGGGUUUGAUGAUGGAAAAGCCGUAUUUUACAUUUAUCAUAGGAUGUGAGUUUCUGAUGUUGGACAAACCAGAUCUUUAUUUUGUGGCGUGGAAUAUUUCCUUAGGCCAUUUAAAGGCCGUUGUUUGGAGGUCGACACUCCCUUUACCUCUCUGCCUGGUUGGCUUAGGUGAUAAGUGUGAUAUUACAGCGCUCACAACCCCCUAGACCCCCCCCCCCCCCACCUCCAUCCACUUUGACACUGGAGAUCAUUGCACAAUGUCUUGCUGAAGGUGAUGGACCUUCUACAUCCAUAUGUGGCCAUGCUUGGCAAUGGAAAGGGAAAAUAGCCCAAAUGGUUAACUGGUGAAAAUAUAUCUGUAAAUGAUAAAAACAAAUGUAAAUGAUAUUUUGUAAGUUAAUUUAAGGAAUAAAACCCUGGGGGGAAAGUGC
This is a messenger RNA of Syngnathus acus (greater pipefish), 5479 nucleotides long. RefSeq names its product spermatogenesis associated 2 (gene spata2). The record is from RefSeq and is a predicted model, not a curated record. NCBI's taxonomy places the organism in Eukaryota, Metazoa, Chordata, Actinopteri, Syngnathiformes, Syngnathidae. The transcript has 3 exons. The coding region runs from base 552 to 2255 and encodes 567 amino acids. Gene Ontology annotation, biological process: protein K63-linked deubiquitination; regulation of tumor necrosis factor-mediated signaling pathway; protein linear deubiquitination. Gene Ontology annotation, cellular component: cytoplasm.